AAAGUGGCGUGAAAAGACAGUUUUCAAAAUGCAAUCACAGGUAGUUUUCUCCUUGAUUUUCAUCCUGUGCUUUCUUUCUGUAAAAGCUCAGCGACCGGACUGCCGCAGGCUUAGGGAGAAUUGUAGACCCUGUACUAAUCGGUUAGUGGAUCCUGUCAAUAAUGUGGAAUUUAUAAACAGGGACUGCCGCGAAAAGGUCGGAGAUCGAUGGAUUUGGCGCGAUGUGAAGCGCUGUGACAUGCAGAUCGUGGCUUGUGAGAAUCACAAUGUUAGAUUGGACUGUGAAAAUGUGGCUAGAUUGGCUGGUAUGCGAAGACGCCGUGGCGGUGAAUGAAUAUAAUUUAUAAUUUUUUGCUUAAAAAAUUUUUUAAAUAAAAAUUCUUUGGGAUAACUGAC
Messenger RNA from Drosophila ananassae, 396 nucleotides. RefSeq lists its product as uncharacterized. The transcript has 2 exons. The record is from RefSeq and is a predicted model, not a curated record. NCBI's taxonomy places the organism in Eukaryota, Metazoa, Arthropoda, Insecta, Diptera, Drosophilidae. The coding region runs from base 29 to 334 and encodes 101 amino acids.